Molecule: messenger RNA, 1518 nt
Organism: Penicillium paradoxum
Lineage: Eukaryota; Fungi; Ascomycota; Eurotiomycetes; Eurotiales; Aspergillaceae
Exons: 6
Coding region: 1-1518 (505 amino acids)
Biological process (GO): transmembrane transport; carboxylic acid transport
Cellular component (GO): plasma membrane
Molecular function (GO): carboxylic acid transmembrane transporter activity
Source: RefSeq, a predicted model, not a curated record
AUGGCUUCGGAGCGUGACUUGACUGCACUUCCCAAGUGUGAUGAGACUGUGGUUGUGACACGCGACACCAUUGAGCACGAUGAUACUACUCCCUCGUCGGAUGUGUCGUCGAAGCGACAAAGUCUGUCUGAUCUCUUCACUAUUUUUGCUAGUGGGUUCGCAUUGAUCAGUGAUGGAUAUCAGAAUAACCUGAUGACGAUGACCAACGUCCUCCUCAAGAAGGAAUACCCGAAGGAAUACACCACUACUGUCAGCACACGUGUUUCUAAUGCUUUGCUUGUCGGCGAAGUUAUCGGACAGGUCAUCAUCGGAUUAACAUGCGACUAUCUCGGUCGUAAGACCGCUAUUGUCUUCACCACCUUCAUGAUUGUCAUCGGAGGGAUCCUCGCCACAGCCUCCCAUGGCGUCACAAUCGAGGGCAUGUUCUGGAUGAUGACGGUUGCCCGUGGUAUCGUUGGGUUUGGCGCUGGUGGCGAGUAUCCAGCAUCCUCGACCUCUGCCUCGGAAGCAGCAAACGAUCUAACCCCCAAGCACCGAGGACCGGCAUUCAUCAUGGUGACCAACUUCCCCCUGUCAUUCGGGGGCCCAUUCGCAGUAUCGAUCUUCUUAAUUGUACUCUCCGCCUGCCACCAGUCUCACUACAGCACCGUGUGGCGAGUAUGCUUUGGCAUAGGGUGCAUUUGGCCGCUGUCAGUAUUCUAUUUCCGCAUCCGCAUGCUGAACUCCCUUCUGUACCGACGCGGCGCAAUCAAGAAGCGCGUGCCCUACAUGCUAGUGCUACGGUAUUAUUGGAAAGCAUUGAUCGGCACUUGCGGUGCCUGGUUCCUCUACGACUUCGUCACGUUCCCCAACGGCGUCUUCUCCGGCACAAUCAUUUCCUCGGUCGUGCAUGACGGGACAAUCCUGCACACGGGUGAAUGGCAACUCCUCCUCGGCGCAAUCGCCCUCCCAGGCGUCUUCCUAGGCGCCGUUCUCUGCGAUCGUGUCGGCCGCAAACCUAUCAUGAUGAUCGGCUUCAGCGGGUACCUCAUCUUCGGCCUGGUAAUCGGCUGCGCCUACGACCGUAUCACCAAGAUCAUCCCUCUCUUCGUCGUCUUCUACGGACUGAUGCAGAGCUCAGGCAACUUCGGCCCGGGGAAUAUGCUCGGGCUGCUUUCAUCUGAAUCGUAUGCUACCGGUGUGCGCGGUACUUGCUAUGGGAUUUCUGCGGCUAUUGGGAAGGCGGGGGCUGCUGUCGGUACGCAGGCUUUCCAGCCGAUUAGGAGCCAUCUGGGUGAUAAGUGGACUUUUAUUGUUGCUGCUAUUUGUGGGGUUGUUGGUGUUCUGGUGACUUACUUCUUUGUGCCUGGUUUGACGGGGGAGGAUUUGAGGGUAAGGGAUGAGAGGUUCCGGGCUUAUCUGGUUACGAAUGGUUGGGAUGGGGAUAUGGGGGAGGAUGAUUUGCAAGCUGCUGCGGAUGAGACGGUUGGUGAGGGCAUUCCUGGUGAUAAGGUUGUGGAUCAGACAGUUAGGAGUUAG